ACUCGCGCAACCGUGCGCCCCGUGCCAUUACGUUUUGAAAUAACCCAGCAGUAUGGACCGGUUCGCUUUUGUCGGCGUUUUGGAUCGGCGCGCGCGUAACAGGCCGAGAACGGACGAUUUUUUUGAAUUUCGCUCUUCCGACCCGAAGCUGACGGACACGUGAAACCCGCCGCUGGACCGUCCGGUAAACAACGCACGUCUCUUCCGAUGUAUAUUUUUGUGCGACACCGCCGAGCCGUAUUUGUACAUGUUGUGGUGCCGCUCGCCAGACGGAAGCAUAGGAAGUGAAGUACGAUAAUAUUAUGUCAUCGACGAAUAAUGACUCGGAAGACGACGAUCCGAGGGUACAUUCGUCCGGGAUGUCAUCCUCGGGCCAGCCCAGACGAUACGAACUUUCAAAAUCCGAGUUGCGAAAGAACAAUAAACCAAUUAUGGAGAAAAAAAGGAGAGCCAGAAUCAAUCAGUGUUUGAACGAACUGAAAACACUUAUAUUGGAUGCGCUGAAGAAAGAUCCAGCAAGACACACAAAGUUGGAAAAAGCGGACAUCCUGGAAAUGACAGUGCGGCACCUGCAGUCAUUGCACCGGAAUGGCAGCUCCAGCCGACCACUGGCCUCGACCGCCUGUCCGACGGCCGAACCGUUGUCGCCUUCGUCAUCGACAGCGGCCUUAACUGCAGUAGUGGUUCAAAAGUUCCAGACGGGUUACCAGGAGUGCGCCGGCGAAGUGAACCGGUUCGUCGACCGGUUGGACGGGGUGGACGAAGAAAUCAAGAAGAGGCUGAUGUCGCACCUGGACUCGUGCGUGGCCAAAAUGAGGUACGUCGCAGCGGCCGCGAGCACGGUACCUCCCCCGCCACCCCCACCGCAUCCACACUUGAACCACAGUCUUUCGCUGCGCCAUCGGCUCGACCAUCGGCUGGACCAAGCGGCAGCAAUGGCCGCGGCCGCGUCGGUCCCGAUGCCAAGCGGUCGACCGGUUCUGCAGCAGUCGCUGCUCGGAGACUUGACGCCUCCGAUCGUCCCACCGACCGUCCCGUUGUCCGUCCCACCUCCACCCAUUCCGAAAGUCGGGCGUCUACGGACGAGCGCGUUCACGGCGGUACACGGUCAGCUCCCACCACCGGAUGUCGGUCCGACGCCUUUCGUGUAUUGCGACGAACCGGACGUGUCGUCGACCAGCUCGUGGGCCGAAGACAUGGCCGCCGCGGCCGCAUCCCUGCAGCACCCACCGCUUGAUUUUUCUAUGAAAAAAACGGCGGCUGGGUGCAGCAACAAGAGGCCCCUGGGCGAUAUAUCGGUAAACGUUCCUACGGCCGCCGCGUCGUCCUCGCACAAGCAUUCGGCGACGGCGGCAUCAAGCGGCGACGGCCCUACGGCCGCGCGUGUCCGAAGGCCGGAAGCGGUGGCCGCCGCAGUCAGACCGUGCGACGGUCCCGAUUCCGAUCCGAACAUGUGGAGGCCCUGGUGACGCCAUCCACGAUGAGUUGCAGAUAUAUACUGCAGCUGCAGUAGGGCUGGCGGUGUUUUCGAUAUGACGGUAAUUACCGGGUAUUGUUUAUAAAUUCGGUAUUUGGUAUAUACUUGGUAUUUGACAAACCGGUAUCUCGCUUACCGCUGUUACCGUGCCAAAGUAAUUACCGAAAAUAGCGUAUUCGUGUCUGUCCUCGGUAUGAAAGGGGCCAGUCUGUAUAAAUUAUACAUUUGGCAAAUCUAUACUUUGUAGUGAUGGUCCGUCGUCAUUCUAUGUAAAGAUGUAAACUGUGUAGACAUAUGGUGAACCAUGACUUCCUAAAAAGUAAGGAACUUCUGACCUAGAACGGUUUGUAUGACCAGAACCUUUUCGGCUUUUCCUAUUGACAUCAAAGCUACACCCGUAACACCACAGUAUUAAAAAAUAUUUUGUGACCAUUUUUUAAAUAAUGUUUACGAACAUAAUUUUCAAAAUAAAUAUUAUAUUUCCCUAGGUCAGAAAGAUUGUUCUAGAUUUAGCUACCGUAAAUACAUCACGAUUGCCGCGAUACGUGUUUUAGGUAAUUUUCGAGGUACGGUGUUUUAUAAGGCGAUGUUACCAAAAAUUCCGUAUAACCGGUAUUACGGACGAUACCACUAGUAAACAAAUACCGGAUACCGGCGGUAUCAAAAUAUUUGAAGUACCGCUAGCCCUUAGCUGCAGUGUUGGG
Molecule: messenger RNA, 2181 nt
Organism: Myzus persicae (green peach aphid)
Lineage: Eukaryota; Metazoa; Arthropoda; Insecta; Hemiptera; Aphididae
Gene: dpn
Product: transcription factor HES-1-B
Exons: 3
Coding region: 303-1469 (388 amino acids)
Biological process (GO): anterior/posterior pattern specification; regulation of transcription by RNA polymerase II; regulation of neurogenesis
Cellular component (GO): nucleus
Molecular function (GO): protein dimerization activity; DNA-binding transcription factor activity, RNA polymerase II-specific; RNA polymerase II cis-regulatory region sequence-specific DNA binding
Source: RefSeq, a predicted model, not a curated record